AUCAUUAAAAAAUAUGAAAAUGGGCUCAGAGGAGUAAACUUUACACACCGAAGGUCACAAGGCCUAAGUCUCAAUGUCUCUGGAACAAAGUGGCUCUUGUGUGGCAAGACGGAGAGAGCCCUAGGGACAGGAGUCCUACCUGGAAGAACAGCCCCUCUGACAAGGACCACCCUCUCCAGAGCUUCAGAGCUGAUGCAGGAGAACCCAGAGAGGGGUGGAUUCUGAUCCGCCCCACCAGAAGCAGUUCUUAAUCCCUCGUCCAGAGAGAGCCCAACUUGGUGAUGUCGCCACAUCCAGAGGCCCUCACAGACUGUGUGACACUGGAAACUGGGGACCAGCUUGCAGAAGCUUAUCCUUCACAGUUCUCUACACUUUCCCAAGAGCAGCAGAAAAUGAACAUACCUCGGGCCUCAGUGUCAUUCAAGGAUGUGACUGUGGAGUUCACCCAGGAGGAGUGGCAGCAGAUGGGUCCUAUUCAAAGGACCCUGUACAGAGAUGUGAUGCUGGAGACCUACAACAACCUAGUCUCAGUGGGAAACUGCAUUGUCAAACCAGAGGUUAUCUUCAAGUUGGAGCAAGGAGAAGAGCCAUGGUUCUCACAGAAAGAAUUAUCCAACGAGAACCACCAAGUUUUAGAACAUUACAGAGAUGGUGACCUGAUCAAGAACAAGAAAAUCAAAGACCAACACUUGCAGCAAGUAACAUGGAUCAAUAAUAAACCUUUGACUAGUGAAGAAGAGGAAUUUUGGGGAAAACCAUUUAAUCUGCACAUAGCUCCUGUUUCUUCAAUAAAAAUGUCCUGUAAAUAUGACUCAUGGGGAGUGAAUUUGCAAAAUAUUUCUCAAUUUAUCAUUAAUAGAACCUAUUCAACAAAAAAAACAGGUUGCAAUAAUGUCUAUGAAAAUUUGCCUUUCAAAAUUAACUUUGAGAGAACUACUGGAGAGAAAUUUUAUGAAAAUAAUAAAAAUGGGAAAGCCCUUGGUUAUAAGGAAAAUCUUCCUGAGCAUCAAAAAUGUCAAACUUUGGGUCAAGCUUUUGAAUAUAAUGAAACUGAAAAGUUCUAUGAUGAGGCUGCCUGUGUUACUCACACAGGAAAAAAACCCUGUAAAGAUGAUGAAUUUAGGAAAAACUGUGAUAAGUUAAAUCUCGUUGACCAAACAAUAACUGGGACAGAAGAGAAACACACUCAUCUUAAGAAGUGUGGGAAAUCCUUCUGUGAGAAGACAGCUGUCAAAGACUACAAUAAAUUUAACAUGGCUGUUAAAUUCUAUGAAUGUAAUGCCAGUGGGAAUAAUUUCAACAGGAAGCCACAACUCACUCAGCCUCAGAGUAUUGCCACAGAAGAGAAUGCAUUGGGAUGUAACGACAAAACACAAACUGGUGAUAAAUCCUUUGAAUAUCAUGAAAGUAGAAAAUCCUGCUGGAUGUCAGCCCACAGAGUACGCCAGAGAACUCACUCUGAGGUAAAACCCUAUAAAUGUAAUGAAUGUGGGAAAUCUUUCUGUCAAAAAGGACAUCUCAUUCAACAUCAGAGAACUCAUACAGGAGAGAAACCAUUUGAAUGUAAUGAAUGUGGAAAAUCGUUCUCCCAGAAGUCCCAUCUCAGUACACAUCAGAGAAUUCACACAGCAGAAAAACCCUAUAAAUGUAAUGAAUGUGGGAAAACAUUUGUUCAGAAGUCAACCCUCAGGGGACAUCAGAGAAUUCAUACAGGAGAGAAGCCUUAUGAAUGUAGUGAGUGUGGGAAAACUUUUGUUCAAAAGUCAACCCUCAGAGACCAUCAUAGAAUCCACACAGGGGAGAAAUCAUUUCAGUGUAAUGAAUGUGGGAAAACUUUUGGCCAGAAAUCAAACCUCAGAAUACAUCAGCGAACUCAUGGUGGUGAGAAAAGUUAUCAGUGUAAUGAAUGUGAAAAGUCCUUCUGGCGAAAAGACCAUCUCAUUCAACAUCAGAAAACGCACACAGGAGAGAAACCAUUUAAAUGUAACGAAUGUGGGAAAACUUUUGCACGGACAUCAACCCUCAGAGUUCAUCAGAGAAUUCACACUGGGGAGAAACCAUUUAAAUGUAAUGAAUGUGGGAAAAAAUUUGUUCGGAAGGCAAUCCUUAGUGAUCAUCAGAGAAUUCAUACAGGGGAGAAACCCUUUCUAUGUAAUAAAUGUGGGAAAACUUUUGGCCAGAAAUCAAACCUCAGAAUACAUCAGAGAACUCACAGUGGGGAGAAACCUUACAAAUGUAGUGAAUAUGGAAAGUUGUAUAAGAAGUCAACUCUAAAUGUAUGCCACAGAAUUCAGGCAGGGAGAAAACCCUUUUGA
Molecule: messenger RNA, 2315 nt
Organism: Molossus molossus (Pallas's mastiff bat)
Lineage: Eukaryota; Metazoa; Chordata; Mammalia; Chiroptera; Molossidae
Gene: ZNF510
Product: zinc finger protein 510
Exons: 6
Coding region: 282-2315 (677 amino acids)
Biological process (GO): regulation of DNA-templated transcription
Source: RefSeq, a predicted model, not a curated record